AUGAAGCUUCGAUUGCCCUAUACCAUUCGCUUAGUUACCGCAAACUCUUUCUCCGAGCGUAUGGUUCUUUCUCCGCAGACCUUCUCAGACGUCAUCCGAAGUCGUUACCGUGCUGUCGCUUUAAGGCAUUUGAGACCACUGGGAUCAGCCGUAUUUUUGAUAGGAGCAGAGAACCCUAGAGUGGCUUUGCAUCGUCGUUGGGCAUUUGCAGAAUUCAUUACAGCAUUGAAAACGGCCGAGCCCUUGCGUAUCUUUUCGCUGACCGUCGUUGUAACAGAGAACUGGAACUUGCCCGGUUUCAAUGAGAAAGACUUGGUCAACGCCUUAUUUAGCGGCGCGUUCAAAUUUCUUGGAAAGCUAACAUUGCGCGGUUUUACUGAGGAGGAGAGAAACCGCCUGUGCCAUCUUGUACACACUCUAAGGGACCCACCCCUGAAGAUUGAGCGGAAUAAGACGAAGAUACAGGGACCAGGAUUCUCGGUUUGGAUUUAAAACAUCCCGAUCAGCGUCGGCGGUCUCAAGUCCAAGUCCAACGACCAGAAGCCGCUUUUCAUUCGAAACACGGCCUCCCAGAAGUGA
Messenger RNA from Aspergillus nomiae NRRL 13137, 579 nucleotides. RefSeq lists its product as uncharacterized. The transcript is spliced from 4 exons. The record is from RefSeq and is a predicted model, not a curated record. Bases 1 to 492 code for a protein of 163 amino acids. NCBI's taxonomy places the organism in Eukaryota, Fungi, Ascomycota, Eurotiomycetes, Eurotiales, Aspergillaceae.